Staurois parvus is the source of this 457-nucleotide messenger RNA. The record is from the annotation of a GenBank genome assembly. NCBI's taxonomy places the organism in Eukaryota, Metazoa, Chordata, Amphibia, Anura, Ranidae.
CCCAUCAUUGGUUUCAGUGGGAGGAAUGGUGCCCCAUCAUUGGUAUCAGUGGGAGGAGUGGUGCCCCAUCAUUGUUUUCAGUGGGAGGAAUAGUGCCUCAUCACUGAUGUCAGUGGGAGGAAUAGUGCCCCAUUAUUGGUGUCAGUGAGAGGAACAGUGCCCCAUCAUUGGUGUCAGUGGAAGGAAUAUGCCCCAUCGUUGAUGUCAGUGGGAGAAAUAGUGCCCCAUCGUUGGUAUCAGUGGGAGGAAUAGUGCCCCAUCGUUGAUGUCAGUGGGAGAAAUAGUGCCCCAUCAUUGGUAUCAGUGGAUGGAAAAGAGUUCCAUCAUUGUUGUCAGUGACGGAAAUAAUGUUUCAAUGUUUAUAUCAGUUGGAGGAAUAGUGCUUCAUAUCUGUGUUCAGAAUCCCCAAAGACUGGAGAAAGGCAAGCAAAGGGCCGCAUAUGGCCUGUGGGCCACA